Molecule: messenger RNA, 330 nt
Organism: Musa acuminata AAA Group (dessert banana)
Lineage: Eukaryota; Viridiplantae; Streptophyta; Magnoliopsida; Zingiberales; Musaceae
Exons: 1
Coding region: 1-330 (109 amino acids)
Source: RefSeq, a predicted model, not a curated record
AUGGAGGCGGAGCGGAUCGGGAGGAGGAAGUGGAGGAGCCUCAAAAAGCGGCUGGCGCUGAUGGGCUGCUGCGUCAGCUCUUGGGGCUUCCGUGCCUCCAAUCCCACCAUCAUCACAGAUGAAAUUUACCCAGAAAGGCCGGAGGAGGAGGAGGAGGUGGUGGUGGGGAUGGGGGGCGCAACUUCGGCCGAGGAGAUGAAUCUGGCUGCGGCGCUGGCGGCUGAGCGGAAUUACCGGGCGGCUUCUGUGGCGGAGGUGGGUAGAGUGGAGGGGAAGAGGACGGAGGCGCUUUCGCGCCUCGUGCUGCACCCUCGAGAUUCCCGUUUCUGA